Molecule: messenger RNA, 1054 nt
Organism: Drosophila miranda
Lineage: Eukaryota; Metazoa; Arthropoda; Insecta; Diptera; Drosophilidae
Product: protein argonaute-2-like
Exons: 3
Coding region: 19-840 (273 amino acids)
Molecular function (GO): RNA binding; protein binding
Source: RefSeq, a predicted model, not a curated record
AAGUCCUUUCCGAAGGCCAUGACGAUCAUUGACUAUUUAGAGCAGUAUCAGCGACAGAAUAUUGACAAAAGCACAAAUCUUGACUACAAGCGUUCUGAUAUUGAAUCAUUCCUAACGGGCAUGAAUAUAAUUUACGAGCCGCCUGCCUGUCUUGGCAGCGCCCCGCGCGUCUUCAGAGUCAACGGGCUUUGUAAGGUUCCGGCUAGCACUCAGACAUUUGAGCUGGAUGGAAAAGAAAUGACCGUUGCAGAGUACUACAAGUCUCGGCAGUAUAAUUUAAAGUUUCCGAACCUUCUCUGCUUGCAUGUUGGGCCGCCGUUGAAGCACAUUUACUUGCCUAUCGAACUAUGUCGCAUUGAGGAUGGGCAGACACUGAAUCGCAAGGAUGGAGCUAAUCAGGUGGCGGCCAUGAUUAAGUAUGCUGCCACUUCCUCCAACGAGAGGAAGGCCAAGAUCAUCCGCUUGAUGGAAUAUUUCAGGCACAAUUUAGACCCGACCAUCAGCCACUUUGGCAUACGUCUGGGCAGUGACUUCAUCGUCGUGAAUACACGCACGCUCAAUGCGCCUCAGAUUGAGUACAAAAACAAUUUGGCCUCGUUGAGGAACGGUUCGUGGCGCAUGGAUGGCAUGCAAUUCCUUGAACCCAAGCCAAAGUCACAUAAAUGGGCCAUACUCUACGGCAAGAUUAACUACCUGUAUGUGGACGAGCUUCAGAAGAUGGUAAGUUCUUUGCAUUGCAUUGCAGGAUCCUGCCUAAUUUUCGUGGCAGGCUCUUCAGAAGAGUCGCAAAGUCAAUCUGUGCCUGGAUGCCAAGGCCGAGAAACUGUAGUACAAGGAUGAACUUCAUAAGUUCCAACAAUCCUACCCCGAGCACAUAAUCUAUUAUCGUGAUGGCGUAAGCGAUGGCCAGUUUCCCAACAUCAAGAAUAAAGAGUUGAGAGGAAUUUCUGCCGCCUGCAGCAAGCUGCACACUAAGCCCAAGAUUUGCUGCGUCAUUGUAGUUAAGCGGCAUCAUACGCGCUUCUUUCCGAACGGAGUUCCAUCGCAAUACAAC